Messenger RNA from Procambarus clarkii (red swamp crayfish), 739 nucleotides. NCBI's taxonomy places the organism in Eukaryota, Metazoa, Arthropoda, Malacostraca, Decapoda, Cambaridae. The record is from RefSeq and is a predicted model, not a curated record.
CUGGACUCCCCCUCCCACAGAGCGGCUGAGAGAGGAGCUGGAAGCUGAGAAGUUCCAAGCGGUGGAGGAGGCUCGAGUGAUUGUCUCCAAGCACUUGGAGUACGUCAACACUACCCUCAGGGAGCAGCUGGCCGAGGCCCUCACCGCCAACAAUCAGUACCGCGAGGAACUGGAAGCGACCAAGUCGGCCUUGACGCUGAGAGAGGAAGUCAUCGCCUCGCUGGAGGAGGACCUGACCAGAGUGAAGGAUGCUGAGGGCGUCGUCGCCGCCAGCUGCACCACCUCUCAGACCUCCCUCGCCUCCUCACACGACUCUAGCAGCUCCCACGGCUCCACCAACUCCCAAGACAGACUCAGUCUCUCCGAGUCCGUGGGGGCGUCUCUCGACAGCCAAGACGACGCUCAAAAGUCAGGUGGUAGCGGCCUGUUGGGCAAGGUAUUUGGAAGUGGGUGGUUCACCGGGUCGAAGACCAAGGAGAGCAGUAGGCGAGGGAGUGGCCCGGGCAAGCCGUCCACCUGAACACUCUCCCCUCCUCCCUCCGUCGACCCCGUCACAAGUCUACGGAGUUCACCCGCCAGAUUUCAUUUACGCCUCUGCUCAGGUUCGGAUAACUCUAAUUCGAAGCACCGAGACAUGCUUCGAGCCUCAAGAUCAUGUCUUCAGAGGUGUUUACUGAAAGUCUUCCUUCAUCACUCAUUACGACGUUCUCAUCAGAUGACAUCAUCAACAGUUAUUUAU